UGUGUGUGUAUUUGUGUAGCACAGUCCCUCAAAGUAUGCUGCAGUCUUCUUGAGUUGCAUUUCCCCCUCUUAUGCUCCCUCUACCAACUCCUCUGUCUCCUGUUUCCUCGCUCCUUUUUCCCCUUUUCCACCCUCACUUUUGGAGAGUAAUUAUUAGCAAACAUCAUCUGCCUCCGCUCUCUAUUUGCAAUGUCUUCCCUCUCCUUUGCCUAACACUCACUUGCCCUCAACAUGGAUAUUGGAGGACUGACCACUGUGGUAGCAAAUUCUGCGUACAUCAACGCACGUGGAAGCAUCGAUGGCUCCAACCCUGCAGCAGCGCGGGAUAAGAAGUACCACGCUCGCCUCAAACUGCCCCACAUCACCAUCUGCGAGGGCCUGAGGGACACCCUCGAUUUGGCCUUUGACUCGGUCUGCGUGGAACAGCCGAUCGGCAAACGCCUCUUUAGGGAGUUUUUGGAAGCGAAUAAAGAGUAUCACGGCGCUUGUCGUUUGUGGAAAGACAUCGAGGACUAUGACCUGGCAGAGGACUCCGACAGAGGAAAGAAAGCCUCCAAGAUUGUCCAGAGGUACAUGGACCCAUCUGCCAAACACUUCUGCCCGUACCUUCCUGAGGACAUCAUAGCCAAGGUAAAGGAAAACCUGGAGGCUGUAGGGGACGAUUUGUUCUCUGCAUCGCUGGCCAAAACGCUGGAGUACCUCCGAGAGGCCCCUUACACGUUCUAUCUGGAGAGCAUGUACCUGAAGAGGUUCCUGCAGUGGAAGUGGCUGGAGAUGCAGCCCAUGGAUGCGGACUGGUUCCUGGACUUCCGUGUGCUGGGGAAAGGUGGCUUCGGCGAGGUGUCUGCCUGUCAGAUGAAGGCCACCGGGAAACUUUACGCAUGUAAGAAACUCAACAAGAAGAGGCUGAAGAAGAGGAAAGGCUAUGAGGGGGCAAUGGUGGAGAAGAGGAUUCUGGAGAAGGUCCACAGUCGCUUUAUUGUCUCGUUGGCUUACGCCUUCCAGACAAAGGACGAGCUUUGUCUGGUCAUGACCAUCAUGAAUGGAGGAGACCUCAAGUACCACGUCUACCUGGUGGAUGAGAACAACCCGGGGUUUGAUGAGCCCAGAGCCUGUUUUUACAUCGCUCAGAUCAUCCAGGGUCUGGAGCAUCUCCACCAGAAACGAAUCAUCUACCGUGACCUCAAACCAGAAAAUGUGCUGCUUGACAAUGAUGGUAAUGUUCGUAUAUCUGACUUGGGUCUUGCUGUAGAGCUAAAAGAAGGCAAAACAAUGACCAAAGGCUACGCUGGAACACCAGGUUACAUGGCUCCAGAGAUGCUGAAAGGAGAUAAAUAUGACAGCUCGGUGGACUACUUCACCUUGGGGGUGACUCUGUACGAGUUUAUCGCAGCUAAGAAUCCGUUUAGAAACCGAGGAGAAAAGGUUGAAAGAGAAGAGAUGAAGGAGCGCAUGCUGAACCGCGUGGUGACCUAUACAGACAACUUCAGUGAACACGCGAAAUCGCUGUGUGACGGGCUGCUGGCGAAAGAGGUCGAUCAGAGGAUGGGGUUCAAGAACGAAUGCUGCGACGAAAUCAGAGCGCAUCCUUUUUUCAAAGACAUUAACUGGAGGAAACUCAAUGCAGGUAUCCUUCCGCCUCCUUUCGUCCCCGACCCUAAGGUAGUCUACGCCAAGGAUCUGGAUGACGUCGGGGCUUUCUCUUCGGUGAGGGGUGUCGCUUUGGAGGAUCCCGAUAAGACAUUUUUCGACGAGUUUGCUACAGGCAACAUCUCGAUCCCCUGGCAAGAGGAGAUGAUUGACAUGGGCAUUUACGGAGAGCUGAACCUCUGGGGACCUGAAGGCACCAUCCCAAACGAUCUCCGCAGAGAGUCCAUCCUGGAGCAGCCAAAGUCCUCGACCUGCUGCAUAUCGUAAAGUCGUGGACACAAACUGAAAAUAAAUGCAGUUAAUAGACUUGUAUUUCUGUAGAAGAGGUGUUGUUAAAGCCCCCCAUGAAGGACAAAAGUGUCUUCUGAGCUUUCUGACUACAGAUGGAGAAAGUUUUGAACUGUUUUCCUUUCCUGGAAAUGCAAAGGACAAAAUAAAGGCGAAGCUUGAAUUUGGA
This is a messenger RNA of Poecilia latipinna (sailfin molly), 2107 nucleotides long. Its product is annotated as rhodopsin kinase-like. Lineage: Eukaryota; Metazoa; Chordata; Actinopteri; Cyprinodontiformes; Poeciliidae. Gene Ontology annotation, cellular component: cytoplasm. The coding region runs from base 232 to 1917 and encodes 561 amino acids. The transcript has 7 exons. The record is from RefSeq and is a predicted model, not a curated record. Gene Ontology annotation, biological process: regulation of signal transduction; signal transduction; protein phosphorylation. Gene Ontology annotation, molecular function: rhodopsin kinase activity; ATP binding.